GAAAUUAUAGCCAACUUAUUAUAAUUAUAUUAUUAAAUAAUAUUUCCUUUAUUAUAUGUAUGCUUUCCUUUUACUCAUCCAAAGCUGACAAUGUUUAUAUUUAUUUACAUUAAGAAAGAAAAGCUCUGAUCCAUUGUUGUUUCUCUGUCUUAGCUUCUCCAUUUUCGAUUGGUUUCCACCUUCCUUCCUUUCUUUCUCUCCUUCACACCAUUAAUAAACAAACCAAACUCAGAAACAAAACCAAAAAUGGGGUUUUUUUCACUUCUCUGUAUUGCUCUGUUCCAAUACUCAGUCUCCACAACCACCAUAGCUUCUUCUGCUAAAACUAAAAACUUCAGCUUUACUGAGUUUAAAGAAGAAAGGGAAAGACCCUUCUUCACAUUCUCAAACUUUUCCUCCAUUGAUGGUGGAGCCCUUCAACUCACACCAGAUAAUGAGAAUCAGUACUUGGGUUAUUACAACAAGUCUGGUCGAAUCAUGUUCCAUAAAACUCAGAAGCUUUGGUUAUCUGAUACUGAUAAAGAUAUUGCUUCUUUCAACACCACUUUUGUUAUGAACAUUUACAGAAACAAAAUUUGGAAUCCAGGUGAAGGUUUAGCCUUUGUUAUAGCUCCAGAUUUUGAAGUCCCAUUACAAAGCCAUGGAAGGUGGUUGGGUCUGACCAACUCGAGUACAGAUGGUCUGAGACAGAAUUACAUGGUUGCCAUCGAAUUCGAUACAGAAAAGCAAGAAGAGUUCGACCCAGAUGAUAAUCACAUUGGGUUAAAUAUCAACUCAGUUAGAUCAAAAAAGACUGUGUCUUUAAAAAAGUUUGGAUUUUUAUUAUCCCCAGAGAACAGUACGGACUACAGAGUUUGGAUCCAGUAUAAUGGUAAAUCAAAAGUUAUGGAAGUUUAUGUGGCGAAUCGAAGCAGUUUAAGGCCUAAGAACCCUUUUCUUAGUGAGAUUAUUAACUUGAAAGACUAUGUUAAAAAAGACUCUUACUUUGGUUUUUCAGCUUCUACUGGAAACCCUGGGAUUCAGUACAAUUGUGUUUUGGAAUGGGAAAUGCAGAUUGAGGAUUUAUCAGUGAAAAAAGAUAGAAAAUGGGUUGUGAUUGGGAUUGGGAUUGGAGUUGUGGGAAUGGCUGUUUUGGCAUUGUUUGGAUUGAAAUUGGGAAUUGGGUAUUUGAGAAAGAAGAGGAAAGAGCAAGAUGAGGAGUCUAAUGUGCUUGGUGCUUUGAAAAGAUUGCCUGGUAUGUCUAGAGAGUUUAGAUAUAAGGAUCUGAAAAAAGCCACUGAUGAUUUUGAUGAGAGUAUGGUUCUUGGUCAAGGUGGAUUUGGAGUUGUUUAUAGAGGUGUUCUUCGUGAAAAGAUUGAAAGUAUUGGGGGUUCAGCUACCAUUACUGAAGUAGCUGUUAAGAAAUUCUUAAGAGAUAACAUCAAAGGGAAAGAUGAUUUCUGGGCUGAACUCACCAUUAUUCAUCGACUUCGUCAUAAGCAUCUUGUUCGUUUAGUUGGUUGGUGCUACGAAAAAGGGAAGCUUCUUUUGGUGUAUGACUACAUGCCAAAUGGAAGCUUAGAAAAACACCUAUAUGAAUCUUCAAAUACCCUUAAUUGGAGACACCGAUACAAGAUACUCGCCGGUGUAGCCUCGGCAUUGCAUUACCUCCACAAUGAUUUUGACCAAAAGGUGGUUCACCGCGACCUCAAAGCUAGUAAUAUCUUGCUAGACUCCGGCUUCAAUGCUCGUUUGGGAGAUUUCGGGCUAGCCAGAGCCAUAGAAGAUGAGAGGAACUCGUAUUGUGAGCUUGGAGUAGCUGGUGUUCCUGGAACCAUGGGUUAUGUGGCUCCAGAAUGCUUCCACACUGGAAAAGCCACUCCAGAAUCUGAUGUGUUCGGCUUUGGUGCAGUUGUGCUUGAAGUUGUGUGUGGUAAAAGCCCCGGAGUCAAAAUUCAGCUCGGGGAUAAUUUGCUUACAUUGGUUGAUUGGGUUUGGAUGCUGCAUCGUGAAGGACGUAUUCAAGAAGCUGUGGACGAGAGGCUUAACGAUGACUACGAGGUAGAGGAAGCCAAGAGACUUCUUCUUCUUGGGUUGGCUUGCUCGAACGUGGUCGAUGGUGAGAGGCCACAAACUCAAACCAUAUGCCAGAUUAUCGCUGAGACUCUACCACCACCUCAUGUCCCGCCUUUCAAGCCUGUCUUUACAUGGCCUUCUUUAGGAGUUUUUACCUAUAACUCCCUUGAUAGUGCAUUUUCCAACACCACAUCUUCUAGUAGGAUAUAAUGUUAAUUGGAAAGGGUUUAGCUCAGCUCAGCACUUCUCAUCCUCAGAUAAUAGUCUGUCUUUCAGUUCCUGAGAUUGGUCUGGUUUCUUGACAAUAUCACAUGGUUUGGAGUCCUUGAGAAUUUUCAAUGGGAGAUUCUAACCUUAACUCUACUUGUGCUCCUUGCAAUCCUGUAUUUUAUGGCACCAUACUAAAUGUACUACUAUUGCUUGGUUUUUGAAAGUUUCAACAUAGGCAAAAAUGACAUGUAAUUAUAAAGAAAAGUUUCCAUUUUUUCC
Molecule: messenger RNA, 2544 nt
Organism: Cannabis sativa
Lineage: Eukaryota; Viridiplantae; Streptophyta; Magnoliopsida; Rosales; Cannabaceae
Product: probable L-type lectin-domain containing receptor kinase S.5
Exons: 2
Coding region: 247-2265 (672 amino acids)
Biological process (GO): protein phosphorylation
Cellular component (GO): plasma membrane
Molecular function (GO): ATP binding; protein kinase activity; carbohydrate binding
Source: RefSeq, a predicted model, not a curated record